Pseudocercospora fijiensis CIRAD86 is the source of this 6448-nucleotide messenger RNA. RefSeq lists its product as uncharacterized. Bases 1 to 6375 code for a protein of 2124 amino acids. The record is from RefSeq and is a predicted model, not a curated record. Gene Ontology annotation, molecular function: ubiquitin protein ligase activity; zinc ion binding. The transcript has a single exon. Gene Ontology annotation, cellular component: ubiquitin ligase complex; cytoplasm. Gene Ontology annotation, biological process: ubiquitin-dependent protein catabolic process via the N-end rule pathway; protein ubiquitination. Lineage: Eukaryota; Fungi; Ascomycota; Dothideomycetes; Mycosphaerellales; Mycosphaerellaceae.
AUGCAGAUGCAGAUGCAGAUGCAGUCGUUAUCACCGCACGAGGCCAAGCUAUGCAACAGUCUGCUCACCCACCCCGUCAACUCUUCCCACCGCUAUACAUCUGCCGCCGACUGCGAGCUUCGCCGCAUCCUCUUCACAUCGCUCGCCAACAACCGUGAAGACUACUUGGCCUUCUUCUUCCCAAACGGCACGCCGACUGAUCGCUCAGAACCCUGGUCACUGAAACACGCGCAGGGUGCAAUAGAAGGGGCCGAGUACACGGCGGCCGCGAGGGGCACAGCAUGCGGGCACAUCUUCAAGAAUGGCGAAAGCACGUAUCACUGCAAGACGUGUGCUGCAGACGACACGUGCGUGCUCUGUGCCAAGUGCUUUGACAGCAGUGACCACCAGGGCCACAUGGUUCUCAUCUCCGUCUCGCCUGGGAACAGUGGAUGCUGUGACUGCGGAGACCACGAGGCCUGGAGGAAAGAUGUAAAGUGCUCAAUACACUCGGCAGGUCCGGGCGAAGAAGCGCAGACGGCUGGCAAGAGCGCCGCGAAGGACAAGCAGAAAGCUCCUUUGGGCUCCUUGGCCUCUCAGCUCCCACCAGAUCUCCUUGAGUCCAUCCGCAUGACCAUCGCGAGAAGCGUCGAUUAUCUGUGCGAUGUCUUUUCCUGCUCGCCAGAGCAAUUGCGCCUUCCGAAAUCCGAAGCGUCCAUAGUGACCGACGAGCAGACAUCGAGGCUGGGUGGCAUGUAUGGCGAAGAGCCUGUGGAAGACCACCCCGAAUACGCUCUCAUCCUAUGGAAUGAUGAGAAGCAUACCGUUGACGAUGUCAAGAACCAGGUCGCUCGAGCGUGCAGCAAGUCCAAGACGUUUGGUUUGAGCAAGGCUAUGGAAGUCAACGAUAUUGGCAGAUCUGUCGUCCACUAUUCGCGAGACCGCAAUGAACUGCUGAGAAUGGCUGGCGUGGUGGAACAGCUCAAGCUUACCGUGACCAUUCGCUCUGCGAGAGACGUCUUCCGUGAGCAAAUGUGCUCAACCAUCAUCGAUUGGAUCUCUGACAUAGCUGGCUGUGCUGUGGGAAACGAGCCUUACCUGCUGAGAACUGUUGUCUGCGAAGAACUCCUGAAGCCCUGGCGGACAGGCAGCCAAGCAUCAAACCAAGACAUUGGCAUCCACGGUAUCGAUGACCACGAAAUCGAAGAUAACGACGAGAUUCGCAAGAGAAAUCGAUCCAUGGUCAAUCGCCUGCGACCGAUCAACGCUCCCGCGAUACAAGCCCUCGUGCAAGACAUCGAGGACACUAACGAUGACGACGACGAAAAUGGCGACGAUGAUGACUACGAUAUGGACGAAGGCGACGAUGGUAUGGACAUUGAGGUUGAAGACCUCCGCGCUGCUGUCACGAUUGAUGCAGCGGACAUGGAUAUCGACAUUCUUGAUGAUGUGGACGACGCGGAUGCGACUGGAUUUGCACCCCCGCCACCGCCUCGGGAGCAGAGACAGCGCAUUCUAACGCCCCAGGAAAGCGAUGGAGAAGAGCCCGAGCAAUCAAGACCAAGUACGAACGCACCUUUCGACAAUGUUCCCAAAACCCCCAAAGUACGGGCCCCAAAACGCAUCCGACCCAGCAAGCACUGGCUUGAGAAGCCGGAGGGAUUCAAGGCGCCGCGACCAGCUGAGCCCUGUGAGGAUUUGUGGCAACGAGUCAGGCUAGACUUCUUGAUUCUGUACGACCUCCGACUCUGGAAGACACUGAGGAUCAGUCUCAGGCAUCUUUAUAUCACCACAGUGGUGACAAUACCUCAUUUUAAACGCAAAUUGGGAUUGCGGUUCGCUGGACUCUACACUGCGCUGGCACAGCUGUACCUCAUUGCAGAUCGAGAACCAGAUCAUUCAAUAAUCAAUCUGAGUGUGCAGAUGCUCACCACUCCAACCAUCACUCAAGAGGUCGUUGAGCGGGGCAACUUCUUGACCAAUCUCAUGGCAAUCCUUUUCACCUUCUUGACAACUCGUCAAGUCGGGUUUCCUGAAGAUGUCAACCCAAAGGCGACACUUGCUUUCGAGGCUGGUGCAGUCACCAACAGGCGCAUGUUUCACUUCUUUUUGGACCUGAGAUGGCUCUUUCAGUCGGAGCUUAUCCAUUUCCGCAUGCGUUUCGAGCCUCGCUACCUCCUCCAGUUUCUGGAUCUGGUUAAGCUGCACCAAGGCGUGUGCCCGAACGUAAGAGCGAUCGGAGAACAUGUCGAGUACGAGUCGGAUACAUGGAUAAGCGCCAGCAUGAUUGUGAAGGAGAUAAAUAAGCUGUGCAAACAAGUGGCGGUCUCUUUUCAGCCUGAUCCAAAGUUCGACGAUCAUAACGCAAACCUGCACCGCGCUAUUCGCGUUGUAGGCCAAGUCACCAUGAUCAACGCUUUUGGCUACGAGCGGAAACGGUUUCAAGCCGCUGAGAUCAGGGAUGAUCUGGCAUGGCAUAUGGUUGGCCCAUUCGAUUUUGAAGGACGAACGUACAGUGUGCCAAGGCAUGAGGUGCAGAAGGAGCCUAUGAGUUUCCACCAUCCACUUCAUUACGUCUUGUCUUGGUUGCUGGAAAACGCCAAGAGCAUGAGUCGCGACGAGAUGCGUGCACUUCUGCACUUUUCGCCAGACGACCUCAAAGAUCCUUUCAACGCCACAAGAGCUGCUCCCCCACCGUCAAACUUAACAUCGGACGAGCUCCUCAGUGGGAUCUUUGAUCAUCCAUUGCGCGUCUGCGUCUGGCUCGCACAGAUGAAGGCCGGUAUGUGGGUACGUAAUGGUAUCACCCUACGCCACCAAGCACAUACCUACCGCAGUGUGUCGCACCGAGACGUUGGAUAUCAGCGAGACAUCCUGAUGACCCAAGCUGGGCUGGUCUUGUGCGGUUCUGACGACGAACAGCCCGGAGAACGCUACUUGGCGCAGAUGAUCGAUCGCUUCCAGAUUGAUCAGUGGGUCAAGGGCAGCUACGAUCUGGUGCCUGGCUUUGAGGAACCGCAGCAAAUGGAUGUCUUUGAAGACUUCUUCCAUUUGAUGGUGAUCGUUCUUUCUGAGCGUAGCAAUCUUUUGACAGGCCUCGAUGAAAGAGAGCAACAAGAUCGCGUCCUCCAGCACGAGAUCGCGCACGCUCUAUGCUUCAAACCACUCUCAUUCAGCGAGCUUGCAACCAGGGUGACCGAGAAGGUAGGCGAAUCAGAUGACUUCCAACGAGUGCUGGAGCAUAUGACAAAUUACCGCGCACCGGAAGGUCUCUCAGACACUGGAACAUUUGAGUUGAAGCCAGAGUACAUCGAGCUUGUUGAUCCAUACUACGCUCAUUACUCUCGUAAUUAUCGCGAGGAAGCCGAGCAGACUUACAAGAAACACAUGGCGCGAAAGACGGGGAAAAAGGCCGAAGAUGUCGUUUAUGAGCCGCAUCUGGAACCUAUCAAGAAUGGCCUGUUCAGCAGUCUAGCGGCAUUCACUGCCACAUCCCUUUUCGCUCAGGUGAUUGGCGCGGCCUUGAAUUUUGCGAUCGAUGUCAAGCACACUGCUCCCAAGGUUCAAGUCCCCAGGGUGGAAACAUUCCUUCACAUGGUGCUCCACCUCACGCUGCUUGCCGUACUGGAGGAUAAGAAUGGCGAAAGCGCAGAUAUUGGCUUCGUCUAUCUUGCAACAUCGAAAGCCUGCAACUUUCAAACAGUCACACCGUGGAGCACCCAGACCACGAUCGUAUCACUACUCCUCGCCGUAUCCGGCAUGGAUGAGUACGCAUCCGUCCACCCAGCCAUUAAGCAUGUGCUGCGUAAGAUGCAGCUUCGACAGCCAGAUAAGCUGAUUGCAGCUGGGCCACUUGGUGCUAUACUGGACAGGUCAGAUACUGGUUCCCCAGCUUCACUCUCGGCUGAGGAUAAGGAGCGCAAGAAAGCAGAGGCGAAGGCUCGGCAGGCUAAGGUCAUGGCGCAGAUGAAGCAGCAACAGAACAGCUUUCUUCAGAAUCAAGGCCUCUCUGCUUUUGAUGAUGACGACUUUGAAGAUCUCGGCGAUGACAUGAGCAUCACCGAUGGAUCUGAGAAUCUGCGCAAGACCUGGAAUUUCCCAAAGGGAACGUGUAUCCUGUGUCAAGAAGAGACUGAUGACCAGAGACUCUACGGCACGUUCGCUUUCAUGGGCGAGAGCAACAUUCUGCGACAGACACCCGUUGAUGACCCAGACUACGUUCAAGAAGUGAUUGAUACGCCCCAUAGCCUCGAUCGGGUCGCAGACGACAUUCGCCCAUUUGGUGUAUCUGGCAAGAAUAAAGUCGAGGUACAAAGAGUUGGCCCUGACGGCAAGGUUGUCACUGUCGAGCGACAAGGUCUUUCAAAGGGCUUCCCGCACCAGCGAGAGGGCGUCAAGGGGCCAGUUGCAACCAGCUGUGGGCACAUCAUGCAUUACAACUGUUUUGAGCUCUAUCUCACUGCAACUCAGCGUCGCCAUGCGCAGCAGAUCGCCCGGAACCACCCUGAACGUAUAGAAUACAAGGAAUUCAUCUGCCCGCUCUGCAAAGCUCUUGGCAAUACAUUCCUGCCUAUCAUCUGGAAAGGCAAAGAUUGCGCGCAAGAACAUGAACUCCACGCCUCGCGCAAUUUCAACGACUGGCUGGCAGACGUUGGUAACAACUACCAGCCUGAUCUCACCUUCAUGCAGGAUAUCGUUGCACCCGCGGCCGUGCAUCGCUACCAGCAAGUCCAGGAGUUCUAUUCAAACCGAGCCAUGGCGCACAUGGCACAGAUGUUUGCACCAAGCUUGAUGCAGAACAUGCAGGAUUUAAACCUCGAGUCGCCCACGAGUCCUCAGCAGCCACAUCGCUACCCACUUCGCGGGACUGCUACAUUGUCUAGGCUGUUUGGCCUUCGAGGCUCCGGCGGCACGCCAACAAGUGCACCUACUGGUAUCGACCAGACUCCCUUCGAAGCUCGCUCAUACGAUCUCUUCAAUGCAUAUCAUCGAAUAGAGGAAAGCAUCAAGGUAAAUCAACUGUGCGGCACGAGUACCGACCUUGCUGUAGCUACACCCGUGGUAGCGAUGUCGAGGUCUCUUGGCUUGACUAUAUCCUCAUUUGAGAUUCAACACCGAGGCACUGGGCCGAGCGAUCCGUUUGCCACUUCAUUGGUAAAAGAUCUAUCAGAACAGCACUUGACGCACUUGCGAAUCUUGUCAGAAACCAUCGAGUCUUACUUGGCUAUCAACAUCCUCAGAUCUGGAUCGAAUGUGGUCGCAAGGGAGACGAUUAGGAAGCGCGAUCUCAUCACGGCGCAGCUAUUCGGCGUCGACUCUGAUCCUGCUAUGAUGAAGCUCAAGGAGAUUACUGGCAAGCUUUUGUUUCAGGAUGACAUCUUUCUCUUCCUCGCAGACUGGCUGUCCUUUAUGGCACCGAACGUGGCGGAAGCUUCCUCUAUUUUGCAGCUAUGCUUCUGGGCUGAGGUCGUCAAGGCGAUCUUCGCAUUUCGAUCCAUCGUACAGUCGAAGAUUCUCCCGCCGCAAGCAUACGGUAAUCUGAACAACGCUUUCGCCAGUGCUGUCCACGCGAUGACCAACGAUAUUGCUCUGCCACUGGAUGAGGCACAGAUCGACCUGCUUCGUAUUAUUGUUGACAGAUACGCUCUUGUCUUCCUCCGCAAGAGCGCAGUUUUGAUGCUCAUCCGCUACGGUCUUGACUUUGAAUGCCCUUACGACAUUGAUUCAGAGUCUCCUGAGCUGGAGCGACUCACGAAAUUGCUGCAUAUUCCAUCGCUAGACGACAUCUGCGAGAUCUUCACGAGCAAUGUCGCCGGCAGCACAAACUUGCGUUCCAUCACUGAGCGCUGGCUCUCUCAAGCCAGUCUCGUCAGGCAACAGGAGCAAGACAUCUUUUCCACUUCCUCGAUCACUCUUUCUCACCCAGCGAUAUUUGAGCUCGUCGGUCUUCCGAAGAACUACGACACCCUCACGGAAGAAGCUAUCAAACGCCGCUGUCCCACGACUGGCAAAGAAGUCACAGAUCCAGUGGUGUGCCUACUAUGCGGCGACAUAUUUUGCUCACAGGCCGUCUGCUGCAUGAAAGACCGAUCUAAGGGAGGCUGCUAUCAACACAUGGCUACACAUGGCUUAAAGGUGGGUAUCUUCAUCAAUAUUCGGAAGUGUAUGGUCUUGUUCUUGCAUGGUCCUGGUGGGCAGGGAAGCUUUGCGCACGCCCCAUACUUGGAUCGGCACGGAGAGCCAGAUCCUACUCUUAGACGUCACCACCAAUUGUUCUUAAAUCAGAAGCGAUAUGAGCGUUUGUUAAGGGAAGUCUGGUUGGGACAUGGGAUCCCCACCGUUAUUAGUAGGAAGUUGGAGGGCGAUAUCAACCCCGGUGGGUGGGAAACUCUAUAGUAAAUGCAAGAACAGUUACGUCUAGGCGUUCUUUGUUUAGGUAGAGAUUAGUCUAUUUACUAUCUUUCUACUU